This is a messenger RNA of Ostrea edulis (European flat oyster), 4251 nucleotides long. Its product is annotated as multidrug resistance-associated protein 1-like. NCBI's taxonomy places the organism in Eukaryota, Metazoa, Mollusca, Bivalvia, Ostreida, Ostreidae. The record is from RefSeq and is a predicted model, not a curated record. Gene Ontology annotation, biological process: transmembrane transport. Gene Ontology annotation, molecular function: ATP hydrolysis activity; ATP binding; ABC-type transporter activity. Gene Ontology annotation, cellular component: membrane.
AUGAAUCAACUGUGCAGAAAUACAAACUUCUGGGACUGGAACCAUACCGUGCGUGGGAGCCAGCCAUUAUUUACUCCAUGUUUUCUGUCCACGGUUCCUGUGUGGGUGAUACACGGCUGGAUAUGGAUUAUCUCCCCUUUCUAUAUGUAUUACCUGUUCAAUACGAAGACAAACUCCAACCCUAUCAACUGGAGAAUCAUUCUAAAGACUAUUCUCCAAGCAGUAAACACGGUGCUCCUGAUUGUACAGUGGGCUCUGGAGUACACGCCUCAGCAUUCUCUCUGGAACGCAGCAGUUUUAGGCUUUACUCUGCAAAUCUGUACACAGAUAUCCCCAUACCUAAUGGUGAGUUGCAUCGAAAGAGGAAAUGAUUUGCCUGUGUUAGAUAAUGUUGGACAGUCCUUGCUUACGAUGAAUGAUGUUGGAGAUAAUGUCCAUCCUGAAUACCAUUUUCCCCAGCAUUCUCUUUUGAGAACUCUAAUCAAAAUGUUUGGUCUGGAGUUCUUAAUGUUUCAUCUACUUGCCAUGGCCAUUGUUGUCUGUAAAAUGAUUAACCCUCAGUUACUCAGAUUACUCCUUGAUUUUAUAGCAGAGCCCCAGGGUGAGAAUAAUCAGCUGUGGUGGGGAUAUUUCCUUGCUGUAUCUCUGUUUCUCGUAUCAGUAACACAAUCCAUGUGUUUCAGCCAUUAUUUAUACACCUCCAUGAACUUGGGCAGAAGAGUCAGCGCUACUCUUAUGUCUGCACUGUAUAAAAAGGUAUUGACAAUCAGCCAUCAUUCGAAGCAGUCCUCAUCAGGAGAAAUCUUGAAUUUGAUGUCAGUUGAUACCUCUACUAUACGAAAUGUUAUAAUGUCUCUUGGAAUAUGGUUUGAAAGCCUUCUGGAGAUCAUACUCUCAAUCUACUUUCUGUAUGACAUCCUUGGCUAUGCCACAUUUGCAGGAUGUGGCGUAUUGGUACUGUUGAUGCCUAUGAAUGUAUUCCUAAGCUCGAGAUUAUUUAUGGUGAUGCAGAAGCACAUGAAACUCAAAGACGACCGAAUAGAUCUCCUAUCAGAGGUGAUCCACGGUAUCAAGGUCUUAAAGCUGUAUACCUGGGAAAUCGUUUUCAAGGACAAAGUUAUUGACAAGAGAAAUUUAGAGUUGAGGAAACUCUUUAAUCUGAAAGUCUUGGAAAGAAUUGUUGAAACCUUUUUCCACAUAACGCCCUUUCUGGUCAUAUCUAUAGUGUUUCUCACAUACAUACAUAUCAGUGAUACACCUCUGGAUGCCAAGAAAGUAUUUGUCUCCCUUUCCCUAUUCAACGUAUUGAAAUACUCCGUUGAUGACUUGAAUUAUUCUGUUCCAUAUAACUUGAAAUUUGUUGUGGCUUUGAAGAGAAUCGAUACCUUUCUAAACAAAAUGGAUAUCCAGGAGGAUAAUGUUGAAAGAUGUCAACAAGGGAAAGCAGUUAAUAUCAUCGACGGGGAGUUUGCUUGGGGCAUCAACGGCAGUUUAUUGAAAGAAGUGAAUAUAGCGAUUCCAGAGGGAGGCCUUGUCGCAGUAGUUGGACAGGUGGGACAAGGGAAAUCUUCUUUGUUGUCAGCCAUUUUGGGGGAAAUGAUAAAAAUAAAGGGAAAAGUCAGCGUCAAGGGUUCCGUUGCGUACGUCCCACAACAAGCUUGGAUUCAAAAUGCAACAAUCCAACAAAACAUUCUGUUUGGAAACAAGAUGGACGACAAACGCUACCGUGAAGUACUGGAGGCGUGUGCUCUCACUCAGGACCUGAAUAUUCUGCCUGCAGGAGAUCAGACAGAAAUAGGAGAAAAGGGAGUCAAUCUGAGUGGCGGACAGAAGCAGAGAGUGAGUCUAGCACGUGCAGUUUACAGUGAGAGGGACGUCUAUCUCCUUGACGACCCACUGUCAGCAGUUGACUCUCAUGUAGGCCGCCAUAUUUUUGAUCAAGUAAUUGGACCAUCCGGUUUACUGACAGACAAGACAUGUAUUCUAGUUACACAUGGAAUGCAGUGGUUACCAAAAGUUGAUAACAUAAUCGUCUUAGUCAAUGGAAAAAUAUCAGAAUCGGGCACUUAUGAAGAAUUGAUUAAUCAUGCUAGGUCGUUUGCUGAAGUUUUAGAGACUUAUUUGCUGGAUACAGAUGAAGGGCACGUUGGAGGGGAGGUGACAGUAAAAGCCUUACAACGAUUGCCGUCAAUGACGUCGAAUGCAACAAAUGGAUCAGCAUUUGAUAUGGGACAGUCCAAAAAUGAUCAAAGUACAGAACAUCUCCAUGUAAAGAGUACUUCAAGCCUUUCUACAGAGAGACUUGCGUCUGUGACUGCAGACAAAGAAGUCAUGGGUGUUAUUAAGUAUAACCUUAUCGAAGAGGAAACAACAGAGACUGGAAAGGUGAAGUGGAAGCAGUUUAUGACCUACUUUAGAACCAUUGGUCUGGGAUAUUGCGUCUUCUUGGUGAUCUUGUAUAGUCUUAGUGAAUGCAUGACUCUACUGGGAAACAUUUGGCUGAGCAAAUGGACAGAGGAUCCUGUUAUAAAAUCGGUCAAAGGAACUAGAAAUAGCAGCAGCAAUGUUCAUGAAAAGAAUAUCUAUUUCAUUGGAAGUUAUUUGGGAUUUGGACUAGGACAAAUAACCUUUAUGGUGUUAUAUGGAAUCGUUUGUUUACUAAGAACAAUCCAUGCAUCUCGUGCAAUACAUGCUAACCUGUUGCACACAACUGUGCGCUGUCCAAUCAGCUUCUUCGACACAACUCCAUCGGGUCGGAUCAUCAACCGUUUCUCUCAGGAUAUGGAAGUAGUGGACACCACGUUACCGCUUGGAUUAGAGAACCUGGUUUUCUGUAUCACAUCAAUAAUAGGAGUUAUGGCUGCCAUUACAUACAGCUCCUCCUGGUUCCUGCUGGCUGUUAUCCCACUCGGCAUGAUAUACUACUUUAUAAUGAGUUUCUACUUGCCAUCAUCAAGACAACUGAGGAGAAUUAUUUCAAUCAAUACAUCACCAAUCUACAGUUAUUUCAGUGAGACCUUGGCUGGUGCUAGUGUUAUCAGGGCAUUUGACAAGGAGAACCAAUUUAUGAUUGAGAUGCAGAAGAAAGUGAAUGACUUUCAUCAGGCUGACUGGGCUGAUAUUGCCAUCAAUGGCUGGAGAAGUGUACACGUAAAGAUGCUGGGAUGUUUGGUCAUUUUAGCGGCCUGUAUGAUAGUUGUAGGAACCAAAGAUAACAUUAGUGCCGGAACGGCUGGACUCUCAGUUACCUACUCUCUAAAUAUAAUAAUCAUGAUGAAUUGGUUGGUAUACGUGCUGACUCUGGUAGAAACUAAUGCUGUGUCGGUGGAACGAAUAGCUGAGUACACAGACAAAGAAUCAGAGGCUGAUCUAUUCAAUAUUGACCACCGACCUUCUGAAGGCUGGCCUUGUCAAGGUCAGGUCACUCUGUCCUCUUACUCCACAAGAUACAGAUCCCAGCUAGAAUUGGUACUGAGAAAUAUCAAUGUCACCGUCAAACCAGGUGAAAAGGUUGGAAUUGUGGGAAGAACAGGGGCAGGUAAAUCUUCCUUGGCUCUGGCUCUGUUCCGCUUGAUAGAACCAGUCUCUGGGGACAUUGAGAUUGAUGAAGAAAGAUUAAUAGAUCUAGGGCUUCAUGAUUGCAGGUCUAGCCUGACCAUUUUACCCCAGGACCCUGUGUUGUUUUCUGGUACCCUGAGGAUGAACGUUGACCCUAUGGAUGAGUACAUGGAUGAAGAGAUCUGGAAUGCCUUAGAGCAUGCUCAUCUGAAGUCAUACGUUCAGUCUCUCCCUACUGGUUUAGACUCAGAGUGCGGGGAAAGGGGAGAUAAUCUCAGUGUCGGUCAAAAACAACUAGUUUGUUUGGCAAGGUCUCUACUUAGGAAAACAAAAAUUCUAAUUCUGGAUGAAGCAACGGCAGCAGUUGAUUUGGAGACAGAUGAUCUGAUACAGAGGACAAUACGCGAGGAGUUCCGAGAAUGCACAGUGCUGACCAUUGCGCACAGACUUAACACAGUGAUGGACUAUGACAGGAUCAUUGUUCUUGAGAAAGGACAUGUGCUGGAGUAUGAUACACCACAGAAUCUUUUGGCAGACGACAAAACUCUUUUCUAUGAACUGGCCAAACAUGCUGGAAUAGUUAAAUAAUAUAAAAAUUACGUUUUUGUGUUUUGAGCUAUCUUGAUUUGAUAUAUUUCUUCCUGUUACACGAUGAUGUCAUAUGUAUGUUUCUUUAUAAAGAAAUGAUGAAAA